Acipenser ruthenus (sterlet) is the source of this 7131-nucleotide messenger RNA. It is a transcript of the gene csf1ra, whose product is annotated as colony stimulating factor 1 receptor, a. The transcript has 22 exons. The record is from RefSeq and is a predicted model, not a curated record. The coding region runs from base 687 to 3557 and encodes 956 amino acids. Gene Ontology annotation, biological process: positive regulation of kinase activity; osteoclast differentiation; multicellular organism development. Lineage: Eukaryota; Metazoa; Chordata; Actinopteri; Acipenseriformes; Acipenseridae. Gene Ontology annotation, molecular function: ATP binding; macrophage colony-stimulating factor receptor activity; cytokine binding. Gene Ontology annotation, cellular component: signaling receptor complex; CSF1-CSF1R complex.
CUAUUAAAAUAGACCCCGUAAUGAUUUAUUAUCGUAGACGUUAGGCAUCACAUUCAGAGUCUUCAGAUAACAACCAUACCUAAAGCAGUUUUGACGUGCAGGCAAUUGUGCGGACAAAUAAUAUCAUAUGCCUUCUAGCUGAAUACAAUCUUAAAAAAGAUCUUGACAAACCAUGUCCAUCAUGAGGUCUUUAACAGUUUGUUUUUUUUCUAAACAGAACAUCAAUUAAUUCAUUCAAAUGUUUUCUCAACACGCUUGAGCUUUUUAUGGGUCAUAUGCAAUCAAGCAAACCACAUGUUAAGCUUAGCUGUGUCAAUUUCUUUGACUCGCUCCAAUUGUUCUGUACACUGUGCAGUUAUAAAGUGUAUGCCAUGUAGUACAGAACAACAGUCUGCCUCAACUAUUUUAACAGAAUCUUUAGCAAGGAAGAGACAGGAACCCUAUGAUCCCUAUGAACCCUACACAGGCAACUGAAACGUGCUACUCUGAAACAAGAAGUACCUGGCUAUUUUAAGGAAUCCUAUUUUUGAUGCUGAUUUCCUAACCCUUGUGGAAAAAAAGGAGAAGUUGGCUAAGAGUUGAGAACCCAAUCCUCAGAGUCAUCAUUUUCUACCAAGUGUCUGAAGAGAUAGUUGUCCAUUCUGCGACUGGAAAGAUCCUGAGUGUACUUCUGCUUUGGCGACAGGAUGCAUCGGUGGGUUUUAACCUUAGCGAUUCUGCAUUGCACUGCAGCCCAAGGUUUGAACCUGCCAGUUAUUAACCCAAAUGUCUCAGAAUUAGUUCUGGAUGUGGGGCAGCAGCUGAGCCUUUACUGUGAGGGGAAUGAGGAUGUGACCUGGAUCACAAGGCUGGCAAAACACCAGAAACUGGAGAGGAAGUAUGGAAAAUACAGCCACUUCACAACCAGAGCUACAGCAGAAUUUACAGGCACCUACAAGUGUGCAUAUCAGAACCACACUGAUCUGUUUACCACUGUGCAUGUUUAUGUGAAAGAUCCCAAGAUCUUCUUUGUAGCAGGGAUGUACAGUAAUUAUAUUAUGAAGCCUGAAGGAGUGGAUGUUCUCCUGCCUUGUCUAUUGACUGAUCCGGGAGUCACGGAGUUGUCCCUCAGGAUGAAAAAUGGCAGUUCAGUCCCAAGUGGAAUGGUGUACACUGGGGAUCGGCAGAGAGGAAUAACCAUCCAAAAUGUUGAGCCCCGUUUCAGUGGUGAUUAUGUCUGCGUAGCUAUGAAGAAUGGAGUUGAGAAAGUCUCAAAGUCAUUCUCCCUCAAUGUCUAUCAGAAGUUACGUUUCCCACCGUACGUAUUGGUUGAACGUCAGGAGCACGUGCGCAUUGUCGGAGAGAAGUUUGGAAUCAGCUGUUCCACAAGUAACCCAAACUUUAAUUACAAUGUAACCUGGAAACAUUCAGCAGGCAAGAAUUUUGAAGUGUCAGAAGAAGUAAAAUACGAUGGAAGCCAGCUGUCUAUAAUGAGCAUCUUUGAAAUCUCUGCUGUGAACACGUUGGACACAGGGAAUAUAACUUGCAUAGGCAUGAAUGAGGCAGGCGUCAACAGCUCCACCACAUAUUUGCAAGUUGUAGAGGAAGGCUACGUGAGGCUCUCAGCCCAGCAGGACACCACGCUGGAGGUUUCCGAGGGAGAAGAUCUGGAGCUCAAGGUGCUGAUUGAAGCCUAUCCUGCAAUAUUGGAAUCAAGAUGGGAUACACCAAGGUCGCACAAUGUUUCAGGUCAUAAAGAAGAGUUUCACAGAUUUAAUAACAGGUAUGAGUCUGUUCUGAAGCUGAACAGGAUGAAAACAACAGAGAGAGGCCAGUACACUUUCUACGCAAGAAACGCAAACUCAGACUCGUCAGUUACCUUUCACAUUCAAAUACACCAGAAGCCUGUUGCUUCUGUAGGCUUUCAGAAUACCACAAACCAGCUGCUCUGCAAAGCUUCUGGUUACCCAGCCCCCACCAUUCAGUGGUACCAAUGUCCUGGAAUCCAAGACCGCUGCACAGAGAACGACACAGGAAAGAUUGAGCAGCUAAGAGGAAAUACUAUCAUCUUGCAGACAGCCCCCUAUGGAAAUAUUGAGGUUGAGAGCUCUGUUACCGUGGGGACAUUCAAUGAGAGGAUGACUGUGGAAUGUCUGGCAUCAAACUUUGCAGGAGAAGAUCAUGCAGCAAUUCUGACAGAAGUCAUAGAAAGGUCCUACUUGGUCAAUGAUGAGCUGUUCAAGCCAACUCUCACAGCUUCCAUAGCCGUGGCAACGCUCUUCCUGAUUCUUCUCAUGAUCCUUUUAUACAAGUACAAACAGAAACCCAGGUAUGAAAUCCGUUGGAAGAUCGUUGAAGCAAAUAAUGGGAACAACUACACAUUCAUUGACCCAACCCAGCUUCCCUACAAUGUCAAAUGGGAGUUCCCCAGGGACAAGCUACGCCUAGGAAAGAUCCUGGGUGCCGGUGCAUUUGGAAAGGUUGUUGAAGCAACAGCCUAUGGUCUUGGGAAGGAAGACACUGUACUUCAAGUAGCAGUGAAGAUGCUUAAACCGAGUGCCCAUUGUGAUGAGAGGGAAGCCCUGAUGUCAGAACUGAAGAUCCUGAGUCACCUGGGACAUCAUAAGAACAUAGUAAAUCUGUUGGGAGCCUGUACACAUGGAGGCCCAGUCCUUGUUAUCACUGAAUACUGUAGCUAUGGAGACCUACUGAAUCUCCUCAGGCAAAAGACAGAGAGUUUUCUAGCCAAUGCAGUGAGUGAGCCCAUCCUGGAAGAGACCAGUGACUACAAAAACUUGAGCAUCAACAAGAAGUACAUAAGAAGCGACAGUGGUAUUUCAAGCUCCUCUUCGGAUGGUUACUUGCAAAUGAAGCCAAGUUUUAAUGGUUCCAGAUCUGCUCAAGGAUCCAUGUGUGAUGGUAUACAGGAGGAUGACUGGUCCCUGGACAUGGAUGACCUGCUCAGGUUCUCCUAUCAAGUUGCUCAAGGUCUGGACUUCCUUGCUGAGAAGAAUUGUAUUCACAGGGAUGUGGCCGCGAGAAACGUCUUGUUAACUGAAGGACGAGUUGCUAAGAUCUGUGACUUCGGGCUGGCGAGAGACAUCAUGAACGACUCCAGCUAUGUGGUGAAAGGAAACGCACGUCUCCCAGUGAAGUGGAUGGCCCCAGAGAGUAUCUUUGACUGCGUGUACACUUCUCAGAGCGACGUCUGGUCCUAUGGCAUUCUACUCUGGGAGAUCUUCUCAUUGGGCAAGGGCCCGUAUCCCAGCAUGCUUGUAGACAGCAAGUUUUACAAAAAGGUGAAAGAUGGAUAUCAGAUGUCCAGACCUGAUUAUGCGCCUCCUGAAAUAUACACCAUCAUGAAAAUGUGCUGGAACUUGGAGCCAACCAAACGACCAACUUUCAACAAGAUCGGGCAGCUCAUUGAAAGACUGCUGGGAGAUGAAACCAAGCAGGACUAUGAAAACAUCCAGUGUGCCACCACUGAAGAAAGUGAACCCUGCAAUGACCCAAAGUCAUGUGACCAAGGAGAGGAGGACCAGCCCCUACUGAAGACAAAUAACUAUCAGUUCUGCUAAACUAGCCACUUCCAUCUUCAUGGACCUACUGUACAGUGGGUCACUUUUCAAGAGGCAAAGGGGUGUUUUGGAGCUGGUGCGAGUGAAGCUCUGACUUGAUAUUACUCCAGUACAGCCUUCUGUUUUUAAAGGCACCUUUCUAUAUUAUAAAUUGCUAAUAGAAAAAAAAAACCUACCCUUUCGAAGAAUGAAACUUUUUUACAUAGCCAUUAACUGUUCUCAUUGCUGCACUGUGUUUAUUUUUAUCACACGUUUGUUAUUCAGGUGGACGAUUCUGAAACUAGCAGAAACAGAGUGUGAGAUCCUCUUUUUUUCAAGCACUAUCACGUAAGCCAGCAUGCGUUAACUCACCUCAGAGCAACACAGGGUCCCUCUCUGCAAAAUCAAAACACCAAGUCAGCAAUUUUCAGGGGAAACGAAAGUUCGGAUUGUUGCAUUUUUCAUUGUUUACUAUGGUCUGGCAAACCACUUUCUUAGGUUACUUUAAGAUCAGAAGCCAAGUGAUCCACAAAGUGGUUUUUGGCUUAUAUAGGCCUCUAAGAAAUUUGAUAGACCUAAAAGUCAGAGAGCUAAAGCAGCUUCCUUACAUGCAACAAGAAUCUCAAUACAUUUUAGAAUACGGGUGUGUUUACACUUGGGUGGGGGAAAGACGGCCACUAAUCACAACUGGAAUACGUUAAGCUUUUUGGUGAAACAGUACAAAAAAAUGUGUCUUGCACGUUAACAUCUGAUGACGGAAAUGUGUAUUGACAUAACCAUUGCUUCCCUUUCUUUAACGGGAAGUUGGCAGGAGAAUAUUGAACAUGAUGCAACUUUAGCUGUUGUCACCCCUUCUGUUACUGCGCUAAUUCAAACAGAAGUCAGCGGUAUUGAUUCUGUUAUUCAAGUCCAUGUGUAGUUACAAUGUAGUAACAUAGUGAAUGUAAUUAUAAUUACAAAAUAUGCUAGCAACUAUCAAUAAUUGCAAAAUAUGCUAGCAGCUCUCAAUAAUUUUCAUUUUGUAAUAAGUAUAUUGCUGCAUUGUAACCGUACAACCAUAUAUGUAAAGACUGUUAUUGCAGUGUAGUUAAAGUGUUACUGAACGUCACUUUCCUGUAGUGUGAACACACCCAAUGUGACCUGUUUGUAUCUUGAGGUGAAGGCCCUUGGUUUACUUUCAAAGCCCUCAUUUCAGUCCGCUGAAAUAUAAAACUCACUGGGCAUGCCUGUUUCAAAAUUGUUUAAAACUGACACAUAUCUUUUUUUUUUUUUUUUUUUAAAUGACAGAUCAUGGAUUUGCUGACUUGGAAUUUGUUUUAUAAUACUAUAUUAAUAUUUAAUAUAAUGGUCAAACUGUUUUAACCAUAUUAAUUGACUAGAAAAUAAGUGGGUAACAGCUCAUUGCCUCAUAGUUUGGAUUUGUCUUCUUUCCAGCUGACAAAAAAACGGACCAAUCUGACAAGAAUAAAUUCCUGUUAAAGAGAUAUUCUCUCUUUUUAAUUGAUCAUAAGAAAACUUAUAUAACAUCUGAUAAAAUGCUGCAUUUAAUGUAAGUGGUUCUUAAACACCUACUUAAGCCUUUUUGAUUGCUUGUUUCCAAAUUAAUGAUCUUGCCAAAUUAAAAUUUGUUUAGAUGAAUAUUAACUAUUUUAAGGACUAUUUUGAUUAAUUAAAUCUCUUCAGCUGUUCAGAGACUAUUUAUUUAAAUUCAUAGCACUGGCUUAAACUCUCAGCCCCACAUACACAUAUAUUAGACAGAUAAAAGGUUACACUGUCACAUGAUUUGAAUGAAAUGAGGAAUGCUGUUAGUCCCAGUACAUGGAAUUCUCCAGACAAGCUCAAGGCCAAAUAAAUGCAAUGCUUUAUUAAAAAAAACUUGGAGUAGUCAGUUUAAACCAAGGCUAAAUAUCAGAAAUGGGGUUUGCAUUAUCAUAGCGAGACGUGAGGUUGCAUUCCUUUUAAUUACUGCUUAGUUCAUACGAAUUUAAUAUAAAUUCAGCAAAUUCAGUAGUUGUUCAUGUGUAAUUACAUUGUUACUAAUGAAACUUAAACUUAAGCAUUCCCAAUUCCUGUUGGGUGUUUGUGAGCUCAUGUCAUUUCCAUGUGUAUCUACUGUAUAUAAAAACAGUUCAGUUUUCAAAUACAUGCACAAGACAUGGACCAAACAAACUUUCAGAUAAUCUGGUUUCAGUGGUAGGUUCAGGUGAAAGAUGGCUUUAAAUGUUCAUUUUUAUUUGGGGAUAUUUUGUCUGGGGAUGCACAAUCGACAGCUAGAGCUUAAAGGGUACAUAAGGACCUUUUUAUUUUAUUGUGUUACAUGUUCCCAUAUGUAACUGAGGUGGAUUUACCAGUGAGAAGGAGGAUGAUGGGAAAUGUAGUUCUGAGAGGUCCAUGCAGCUACAUGGGAAGCCAUCCUGAGGCAGGGAAUGUUUAAAAGUUUAAAAAGUGGUCAAAAUGUAAAAAUAAACAAAAAAAAAAACAAUACACACACCUUGCGUAAACAGCGACACAUGGUAACAUGUAACACAAUACAAUAAAAAGGUCCUUAUGUACCCAUUAAUACUUUUGAUUAUUUUAAAAUGACACAGUGCCCUAUUCAGUGAUGUUUCCUGUUUUGUUCUAAUAUAAGUGAGCACGGGGUACUUCAUUUUUCUGACAGUAAUAUAUAUAUAUAUAUUUUUUAUUUUCUGUGGUAUAUUAUCUAUGUAGCAUACAGCACAUCUACUGCCAGUAUUAUUGAUGAUUUGAGCAUUGAGAUAUGAUAUUGAUGAGUGUUAAUCUUAAGAAACUUGUGGAGUCGUUAUGACUGGUACCCCAGGCCGGGGCCUAUUUUUAAACAGGCUGGGAUUCAUUUGUUUUAAACAGGCCCCAGCCUGGGAUAUACACUGCCAUUUUAGUCUCUUGGUGUUUGUUUAUUUCAGCAAAGAUUAUUUGUGAGAAAGAGACCCCAGAUUUCUGAAGACUCAAGGAAUGGGAAGAUGUUUUUAAAUAUUUUGCAGCUAACAAAUUAAGUAUGUUAAAAUGUAACACAACGUUCUUCUGUGUUGUUAUUGUGUUUUUUAAAUAAAUCAUUUUGAGACUUUUCUGAAUUGUACGACUGUCAUCAAUAAUGAGCAAACGUACUGUCUACGUGUGAACGAUAGACAACAUUUAACACAUGCAUAAGGUGUCACUUUUUGUGCUCCCUGUGUGAAAAGGUCAAACGAUGUGUAAAAUUUGCAGUAAUAAUAAUUCAGGGUCAAGGCUGGGGUUGUAAGUUUUCAAAUUGGGUGGGCAGUACAGUACCAAAACCUGGAGUGGCUUUGAAACCUGUUUGGAAGCUUUUUUUUUAACCAAAUCCCAAUUUCCAAAAUUUCAGAUGCUUUCUGAAGCUCAGAUUCUGUACAAGCCUAUACUUUAGCCUAUACAGUAAGCUCCCUAAUUAAUCUAACACAAUUUGUAAUAUGUUUCAAAACCUUUUGAAUGUACUGCUCUUUAACUGUAUUUAGUACUUGCCUAAAAUAUAUUUUAAUAUUGUAAAGUGCUAACUUAUUGGUGAUGUACCAUUCUUUGAUUUUUAUUGUCACUGGUACUAAAAUAAACUAACCACAUUUAA